AUGUCGGAAGAUAGAAGGGCCAGAUUGGCCGCAUUGAGAAAGAAUAGAUCUAAUAAAGAUGCAACCCAAAUACCGUCACCGUCACCAACAAUCAAGAUAACAACCGAUACAUCGGGAAAGAAUGAGGUCCAUCAAAAAGACCUACUAUCUACUAAAACUGAACUACAAAAGUCUGAAGUAGAUAAAGAGGAAAAAUCCUCAGAAAUAGACCCACAUGAUUCUGAAGCUCAAUUGAAUCAAGAAAAAGAAAUGAACGAUGAUAUAGAUAUAGAAUUAAAUAAUCAGGAAGUCAACACUAACAAGGCAUCGUAUACCGAAGAUAUGAAAAAAGACUUAAAGCAUUACUUCCAUAAAGCUGAAAUACGGAAUAAUAGAGCAAUAGAUAAAAUUAUUCAAGAAAGGCUCUUGCAAGAUUGA
Messenger RNA from Candida tropicalis MYA-3404, 417 nucleotides. RefSeq lists its product as uncharacterized. Bases 1 to 417 code for a protein of 138 amino acids. The transcript has a single exon. The record is from RefSeq and is a predicted model, not a curated record. NCBI's taxonomy places the organism in Eukaryota, Fungi, Ascomycota, Pichiomycetes, Serinales, Debaryomycetaceae.